AUGGAACCUAUGAACAGGACCUCAGUAUCUGACUUCAUCCUCAUUGGACUCACAGACUUGCCAUGGCUUCAGAAGAUCCUGUUUGUUGUUGUUCUCCUUUUCUACAAGCUUGAUAUUAUGGGCAAUGUCAUUAUCAUUAUUUUGGCCAAAAAAGAUCCUUCCCUUCACUCCCCAAUGUAUUUCUUCUUGGCCAAUCUAUCAUUUCUUGACAUCUGCUUUUCUUCUGUGACAGUACCCAAAAUGAUGGUCGGGUUCUGGAUAGUUAAUGUGAUCUCCGUAAAGGCCUGCAUUUUGCAAAUGUAUUGUUUCCACUCAUUGGGCUUUUCAGAAGGAGUCCUACUUUCUACCAUGGGUUAUGACCGAUAUGUUGCUAUAUGUCACCCUCUUCGGUACAAGGUCAUUAUGAGAAAGUCCGUUUGUAUCUACCUUGUUCUCAUAUCAUGGUUCGCUGGACUCACAACAUCCUUGGUGAACGCACUGAUGACAUCACAGCUGCCAUUUUGUAAUGCCAACAGGGUUCAUCACUUCUACUGUGACGUAAAACCAGUGAUAACAUUGGCCUGUAAAGAUAUCAGUGUCAAUAAACUGACUCUAACGUACUUCAGCGGAUUCAUUUGCACCGGCACCUUUAUUCUGACAGUUCUAUCCUAUUUCUACAUUAUCACCUACCUUGUUACUCAUCAAUCUUCAAAAGGGAGAUCUAAAGCCUUUUCAACAUGUUCUUCACAUUUGACAAUUGUCAUGUUGUUCUAUGGGACAGCCAUGUGUACUUACCUUGGCCCUGACUCUGAAACUUCUAUUAACAGGGACAAGAUUGCAGCUAUAUUGUUCACAUUAAUCACCCCAUCCCUGAAUCCUAUUAUUUACACCUUAAGGAAUAAAGAAGUUAGAAAAUCCUUGAGAAAUAUGUUUGUCACGAUGCCGGCUGAUACAUGA
This is a messenger RNA of Hyla sarda, 936 nucleotides long. RefSeq names its product olfactory receptor 12D1-like. Gene Ontology annotation, biological process: G protein-coupled receptor signaling pathway. Gene Ontology annotation, molecular function: olfactory receptor activity; G protein-coupled receptor activity. Gene Ontology annotation, cellular component: membrane. The transcript is spliced from 2 exons. Bases 1 to 936 code for a protein of 311 amino acids. The record is from RefSeq and is a predicted model, not a curated record. Lineage: Eukaryota; Metazoa; Chordata; Amphibia; Anura; Hylidae.